Molecule: messenger RNA, 1855 nt
Organism: Amphimedon queenslandica
Lineage: Eukaryota; Metazoa; Porifera; Demospongiae; Haplosclerida; Niphatidae
Product: TGF-beta-activated kinase 1 and MAP3K7-binding protein 1-like
Exons: 6
Coding region: 84-1814 (576 amino acids)
Biological process (GO): protein dephosphorylation
Molecular function (GO): protein serine/threonine phosphatase activity
Source: RefSeq, a predicted model, not a curated record
CACGUAUACUUCACAUACCCCUCCUUUAGGAGAAUCCCCUUAGCUCUCCUGGCUUCCCUUCUCUCUCUCUAUCUCCUCUGGUCAUGUUUCCAGUCACGCAGCGCCAGUACAGUUGGGUCAACAAGACAGAGCAGGCUCCUAACACUAGCAUUGGAAUAUCCAACAAUGAACGGAUUAACAGAUUUGGACAAUCAUCACAGACCAGAAACAAUGAAGACAGAUACUACAGUGGCUGCCAAGGUAAUAUCCAAUUGUGUAUGGUCCUUGAUGGCCAUCAAGGUGAAUCAGCUGCCGAGUUCACUGUGCUUAGUUUAGCCGGUAAGAUACUCUCAGAGUCUAGAAUAGAAGACCCUAAGUUGCUCCUGGAGAGGGUUUUCAGAGAAACCGAAGACUCUUUCUUUGUUGGUAUGGACGAUCCGAUUGGACGGAGAUUAGCAUUGAAAGCAGAAUUAAAUCAAAGACCAGCUGGUGGUUCAUUUGAACGUCAUCGUGACUUACAACAGGAUGAACUGCGGAGGCUGGACUCACAGAUUGAGGGAGGGACCACUGUAGUACUGUCAUUGAUAACCACGAACAAUCAGUUGUAUACAGCUAAUAUUGGCGAUUCAAGAGCUGUUUUAUGUGAAGAGGAUAAAAACGGUCGCAUCAUUGCCUCCCAACUCUCCGAUGAUCAUAACGUAUUCAACCCGGAGGAACAAGAUAGACUCAAGAAACUAGGACUUGAUAUAGGACAGCUGCUACAGCUACGAAGAUUAGGACCUUUUCAAAUUACCAGAUCAAUUGGAGAUUACCUAAUCAAAGGUGGCUACACUGAAGUGGAUGUGUUGAGGUCUGCUUCACAAGGGCCAGGUAUAGCCACUCCUUUUGUUAACGGCCCUUGGGAUAUUUCUAAUCUUCAAAAUAAAACGUUUCUAAUACUAAUGUCCGACGGGCUCUACGAAGCAUAUGGGUCUUGCAUCAACACGAGAAACCCUCCAGAGCUUCACUCUUCGCUGGCGAGACUCGUGAUGGAUGAAAUGAGGCUACAUAAUAGACUGGAUCGUGUGGGACAGGCCGUCGUGAAUAGAGUGAAGGAACAGUACAGGGAGAUAUGUAGGAGGGACAGGAAGGAUGGUAAACUUGAUGAUAUGACAUUAAUAAUUCAAAACUUUACCUACCCCAUGGGUUCAGCUCCUGUCCCCGAACAAAUUGACUCACCCCUGCUCCAGUAUCACAGUCCGUCGCCUUUUUAUAGUCAUAGGACUCCUCAUGUUGAGUCUUCACCAGGUGGAGUUUUUGUUGAAGAGAAUAUCAGCCCAUUUCCCUCUACUGGACGUCAACAACCGCCUAUACAUUAUCAGCAGUUUGGUGGGCACGCUGGUCAAAUGGCUACUGGUAGAUCAACUGGUUCAAUGGCUACUGGUGGGUACACUGGUUCGAUGGCUACUGGUCAAUCAACUGGUUCAAUGGCUACUGGUCAAUCAACUGGUUCAAUGGCUACUGGUCAAUCAACUGGUUCAAUGGCUACUGGUGGGUACACUGGUUCAAUGGCUACUGGUCAAUCAACUGGUUCAAUGGCUACUGGUAGAUCGACUGGUUCAAUGGCUCAGCCAGGCAGUGAUAAUGUACAAUUGGUAGCUCAACAAAUGUCUGGUUUGAAUAUUAAGCCAAAGGAACUCUUUCCUCCUGAGGGCGGGCAGUCAGCAGCUGCUAGUGUUAAUAGGCCCAGAGAGCUCACGAAAGAAGAGGAGGAGUCUGGGAAAUUUAUAAAACCCUAUAUUGUGUUUCCAAAUGAUUUUCCAUUUGAUCUGACACUUGAUAGCAUUCGAGAUUAGUUUUUGUAUUAAUUAUAAUUUUAAUAAUAAUAAGAAUGAUA